AUGCUUCAAGUGCCUGUCUGUGUCCUCACGGACAAUUCUGCCUUGGUUACCAGCUUUGUUGCUGACCAGCCCCCGGGUGAUCUCGGGGCAUACUGGGCGAUGAUCCGCCAUCUGCUGCCUGUGGGCUCGUCUUUGCACUGGGUUCCGGCUCACGGCCGCCGCAGCACAUGGACAUCCGGAAUUCCCUUGGUCUCCACCCAGGAGGCCCGUGACUUGAAUGCACGCGCAGACCUAUCUGCAUGUUCUGCAACUGAGCCGAUGAAGGCCACCUUUGCUGCUGCCCAGCUUGCAUGCAAGACCGCCUUUGACUGGGCCAGCCUGUCCGUGGAGCGACAAGAGCGCUUGACGCAAGACUGGCAUGACUCUGUUGCGGCGCGGGCCAAGGCCAUCGGCCGGCUACGCGAUAUGUGA
Molecule: messenger RNA, 411 nt
Organism: Symbiodinium natans
Lineage: Eukaryota; Dinophyceae; Suessiales; Symbiodiniaceae
Source: the annotation of a GenBank genome assembly